GGGGGCAGCUAGGAGUUGGGAGAUCGAGCCCUUCCUGAUGGAGGGCUCCAUCCCUCCGUUAUUCCACUUUCUCUUCCUUAAUGCAUAUUCUGAGAUAUAUUUUAAAAAACAGAUAAUAUGGUGAGGCUUGCAAGUAGAAGGUUGCAUUUUUCAGACAGCUCUGUGAACAAGGCUGGGUAGUGGCAUGAUAAAAGCCUUGUCUGGAGGUGCCUUGGGAAGUGGGUGGACAGCAGGAGGGAAUCUGGGGAGACAUUAGUGGGUGGGGAAUGCUUGUUUUCAAACACCCACUGCCACUUGUGGGGCUCACCAGCAGGACCCGUGUGCUUAAGAGUUUUGUAAGCAGCAGACUCGGCGGGUGGAGGGCUGGCACCAGCCUCACGGGGAGUGAGGCCGUCACCUCCAGGGACUGCUGUGGGGUGUUGUGGAGGGGGCUCCUGCGACAACCGUUUGGGUGGCUCCUUUCUCUUGAAAAGCACAGCUGGGUGUUCCAGGCUACUUGCCCUGCGCUCACUAAGCUGGCCUGCUGACUCCAGGGGAAGUGGUGGAUGCGGCCCCCAUCACCAGCAUCAAUAUGUCAGCACAUACACAGUCACCCGCACUGCUGGGCAGCAGGCCUUACUUCCUUGUGAAAGAGUCAGCCAUGAUACCCGUUGGUUCUGGUUCCCUCUGGACACCAGAUGUGCCAAUAUCAGUCAGGAUCAUGUGGAAAUAACCAGGAACCCUAUCACAUUUAAGGUGACUCCUCUUCGAUUCAACCAGCGCCUCUUCCAGACAGCAAAUUCUUUACUCCUCAGGAAUGUGGUCAUGAGCGAUGCGGGUACCUACAUCUGCCUCCUCCCCAGCAAUUCAGAAACUCGCACCAUCCUGCAUGUGACUUCGGGCUGCCACAACAAUCUUUUUGUCUCUGCCGAGCCGCUGAGUAACUCCUCUUUCCAACUGAUGUGCCAUCACUGCCCUUGGAGGGGCAAGAAAUAUGCCUUUCGCUGGACCCUGAACUCAGAGCCACUGGGCAAUCGCCGUUGGGCAAAAAAGAAAGAUUUCGGGUCUUCCGUAACUUUGUAUCCUUUCCAGGAGGUUUUCUGGGGUCGUUGGGAAUGCCGUUCCCUUGUCAAUUUUUCAUGGGUCUCUGAAAUCUGCUUGACUCCACCCAAAGGACAAAAGGAAGUAGGGACCCCCACAAUUCUUCAGCAAGAAAUUGCUUUGGCUGAGCCCACCUCUUUGGCAUCAACCCCCUGGGCAGAUCCCACCUUCGCAAGGACCACAGCCGCUGCACCGGCCGGGCACGAGGUGAAGGGCUUUGCGCUCUGGAGCUGGGCACUGCUGCUGGCCGGGUCGCUCCUGGUCCUGACUGCUCUCGGAGUGGCCGGGUGGCAAUGGAACUCACAAGUGGCAGCCAGGAAACACGAAGGCAAGGAGGAGUGGACUGAUCAUGCUUCCAUCAGAACAAAUGAGGACACAUUCGAAAGAGAAAGUCUGAAUGAGAGAUCUGCUUCCCUUCAUUACGCCCAGUUGCAACAUCUUCAGCAGAAGUCCAAGGCAGUUCAGACUCCAGACAGCAUCACGGUCUAUGCAGUAAUUGUAUGAAACUGCAUCUGUCAUUUCCUACUUGCCUGCCUACGUCCAGCCACUGUUUCCUGAUCUGCUUCCCGCUGAAGUUCUCCAGAAAUGUGCUGCGUGGUCCCACCAACAGUCUCCUUGCUUUAUUACCCCUCCCUCUUUAAGCAGAGGGACCUGCUCCCCUAAACACAGGUGCCUUCUCUCCCACUCUGGGUGCCUCCAGACAGGCCAUGGCCUUGUUCACAAGGGGGGCAGAAGACGACAGCUCCAGUUUGUAUCCCUCCGAGAGCAAGAGAGCAAGCCGAACCUUUCCCGCCCUGCUGCCAACACCGAGGUCCUCAUGAAACCCUCUUCCCUGAAGCUGCCGUUCACACCAGCAGCCCUGCAUGGUGCCGUGAGAGGUUUCCCUCCCGUGCAAGCAGCAGCCUCAGGGAGGCAGUGUUGGCAGGGCCGCAACAGGUGGGAAAGGGCUGAAUCCUCACGUUUUGUUAUAGAUAGCAUGCUGUGCCUUUGCUGUUGGACCGUCCUGAGACUUUUAUGUAUAGGACGGGGCAUAAAGGGUUUAAAUCAACAAAUAAAUAAAAAAUCUCCCCCUUCCACCCCAGGAAAGCCCUCGGAGAACCAGCACCGCAGUUUAGGCUUAAGGAAACGUGAGCGGGGAAUUCACUUCCGAUUUCAUUUGGUCCGGAGGGCAGAACCAGAGGGUGUUUGUGCUCCUGCCGGUUCCCUCCCCAAGCUGCGAAUGCCACCAGUUCUGUGGUGCAAGCAGAACUCACCACUCCAACAAGAGCGAUUUAGCACUUCCACCCGCCAUAAGCGGAAACGCUCCUUUCUGGAAGGAGGCAAGUUGGCAGAACGUGCACAAGGGAGCUCUGCCCACCUGCCUCGCACUUCUGCGCAUUGCAGGGCUUCCACCAGGAGCACCACAUUGCCCUUGCACAAGAGAUGGGCUAGCGCUGGGGCUGGCACGACCACUGCAGCAAGGAUAUAAACACUUGCUUGUGUCCAUCAUCCGACAGAUGGGCAACUGCACCUGUACAGCUCCCUGCUUUAUGACCCUUCCCUCCUUUUCCUUCUGUCCAUCCCCCACUGUCAAAACUGAGGUGGAAAUUGCCCCCAGGCUAGGCAGACGCAGAAUCUCUUUGCCUCCAGGGCCAUGCAGUGCCCCCCCCCCCCAAACAAUGCAGCAGCGGAGCCAGCCAGAGCCAGUCAGCGUGCUGCUGCCUGUUGGAACCCCCUCGCCUUCUUUUUAAUCAUGGAGGAAAGCAGAGCAUAAGCGAGGAAGGAAGGUUUUGGCCAUGAACAAUGCGAUCCUGUGCACAUCUGCUUGGAAGUAAGUCCCACUGAAUUCAGUGGGAUUUACUCCCAGGUAAGUGCGUGUGGGAUUUCGCAGCCUGCUGCAACUUCGAUCGUAAAUGCAUUACUACCACUACUACAUUGCAUUUCUAUCCCACCUUCACUUCCUCUUGUGAGGAACCCACGGUGGCUGAGGUUGGGCCUCCACUCAUUUUAUCCUCACAACAACACCAUGAGGGAGGCUCGUCUGAGAAGGAGUGACUGGCCCAAAGUAGUCUGACGGCACCCAGCUCUCUCUCUCAUUCUCAUCAGACCCAGGUAAGGCAGUUUCCGUCCUGAAUCACUGCCCGAGCUUGAUAAUGGACUAGAUGAGGACCAAUGAACUGAAGCUCAAUCCAGCUAAGAUGGAGGUGCUGCUGGUGGGCGGUCUGUCUGCCCAGGCCUUCCGCCUGUCUUGGAUGGAGUCCUCCCCCCACCCCCCCAAAGGCCAGAAUCCAUAGCUUGGGGGUGCUCCUGGACCCCAGGCUAUCACUUGAGUCUCAGGUGGACUCAGAGGCCAGGAGCACCUUCUUUCGGCUACAGUUAAUUCAUCGGCUUGGGCCCUGUCAGGACAGACGGAGCCUUACCACAGUCACCCACACUUUGAUAAGUUCUUGACUGGACUAUUGCCCUUGAAGGUGGUCUGGAAACUUCAACUGGUGCAAAAUAGGUUGACGUGGCUGCUGGGGUGAGCAAACCCACGCGCCCACCUCGCACCCAUAUUCUAUCACCUUCAUUGGUUGCCAGUUGAGCGCUGGGCCCAAUUUAAGGUGCUUAGUUAACAUAAAGGGCCUUGCAUGACUUGAGAGCAGGAUACUUGAAGGGCUGCCUGAUCCUAUAUGCACCUACCUGACCCCUAAGAUCAGGCUUGGAGGUCCUGCUGAAAGAACCAUCCUCCAAGGAAGGAAGGAGGACAGCAAACAGAAGAAGGGCCUUCUCAGUGGUUGUGCCUCCCCUUUAGAAGAGCCUCCCGAGAGCGGUUCCCUGGUGCCUUCAUGACACCCUUUUUGGCGCCUGGCAAAAACAAUUUUAUUUUCCAGAUAUUUAAUAAUUGAUUUUAUGUCUGUAUAAAUUAUAAUUUUUAAUUUGAAUUACAUUUUAGAAUGUUUUAUAUUUUAAUUGUAUUGCUUUUAACUCUCAGGUUACUGUUUAAACUCUCUGCUGUAUAUUAAAUUGUAUAUUAUAUUGUUAUGGUUUGUGUUUAUGUAAUGUCGAUUUAUUAUUAAUUGACUGUUAGAUAUAUUUUUGUCUUAUUGUUAGUGUCACUUAUUGUUUUGAUUCUGUGUGUCUUGUAAUCCACUUAGAGAGUCCUGACGGACUACUGAUUAGUGUAAUAUAAAUUUAAUAAUGCAUGAA
Varanus komodoensis (Komodo dragon) is the source of this 4248-nucleotide messenger RNA. RefSeq lists its product as uncharacterized. Bases 805 to 1584 code for a protein of 259 amino acids. The record is from RefSeq and is a predicted model, not a curated record. The transcript is spliced from 7 exons. Lineage: Eukaryota; Metazoa; Chordata; Lepidosauria; Squamata; Varanidae.